This is a messenger RNA of Ostreococcus tauri, 834 nucleotides long. Its product is annotated as unnamed product. Bases 1 to 834 code for a protein of 277 amino acids. Lineage: Eukaryota; Viridiplantae; Chlorophyta; Mamiellophyceae; Mamiellales; Bathycoccaceae. The record is from RefSeq and is a predicted model, not a curated record. The transcript has a single exon.
AUGGAUCGAUGGAUGCCGCGGUUGGCGAUCGUCCUGUGCGCGCUCGACGCCCUCGGACGGGCGCGCGCGGCGUCGAUGGAUCCGUGUGAUCAGGCGAACGAGCGCGGGGUGGUGUCGGGCGAACGCGUGGUCGUGGGCGUGGGGUAUUGGGCGGGCGGGGACGUCGCGCGGUGGGGCGACGCGCACCCGUGCGGCGAUCGCGCGACGUUAGGGGCGAUCGGUGUCAACGGCGUCGGUGUCGUCGGUACGACGACGUUCGUGGUGAAUAGUGGAGAGAUGACCGCGCUCAGAGGGACGCGGGCGGAUGAGGAUGGGCUGUACGCGGCGAACGCGAGCGCGACGGCGAUGACGGUCGUGGCGUACACGGCGACGAAACGGUCGACGCCGCGCGUGGUGCGAUUAGAGACGAGUGAUCCCGCGAGCGAAGGUAAGAGUGGGAUCGUGAGCGCGCUCACUUUGCUCGUGACGUUCGAUGAAGGCGCGGUGAAGUAUCUGCGAUGGCACGACGCCGGGUGCGGGAACUGCGGCGGAACUGCGGACGCGCGGUGCCUACCGGUGGGCGAGGGCCAUCACGCGUGCGCCGCGUCCAAGGCUGGGUGCGAUGGCACGUGUUCGGGAUCGGCGUGCGACGUGGCGUUGAACACCACGGAUGCGCUUCGAUGUCAGCUCACCGUGACGAUGGCGACGAGCGGGACGGACGCGAAUAAGGAGGUUUUCGUCGCGGGCGGGCAGCUCGAGCGUUUGUCAAAGUACGCGAGCUCGGGGGCGUACGCGAGCGCCGCGGCGAGCGCCUCCGCCGCGGUGACCGGUGUGACGGGUUUCAUCGGUCGUUAA